AUGCAGACUUCCCAGGAGAUUAUCAGGCAAGCCCCUAAGCCCGCAGCGCAGAAGCAUCUGGUCCAUCAUAGACUGGCUGCGAAGCUUGGCUGUGGCGUGCCAUCAGUCCCAAAACCAACAAAAAAUGGGGGAAAUUCUCUGCACCACUGCGCCAAUACAGCCAAAAACGGUGCGAAUAAUCAACUGUCGCGUAUACUAAGAGCCUUGGCUAGGGCUCGGAGCCUGGCACGCGGCUCGGGAUCUGGAGAUAGUAUGUUCCGAAGCUCGCAGAGUCACUUUAUCCGAUCUUCUGAACAGCCAAGCUAUUUUAUCCUCCACAUCAACCAACAGGUGCAAAAAUUUUCCAACUUUGGUGAGUUUGGGGACUCGUGCAAGGAUGGAGCUCUGUACCACUCCGCUAAUUCAACCAAAAAGCUGGCGGACGACUUGUUACAUUCAGCUGAUACCACUCAAUCCUCCCGAUUAGUCAUGGGCGACACUAACGGUGAGGGGGGCUGGCCCGCUCUUGCUCUAUCCUUUUUGAGGAAAUGCGGCCCUCAUAGUGAUGUUGUGACUGUGAUCCGUCUGUGGAAACGGGUCUGCGGUGGCGAUAUUAUGCCGCCAACAGCAGGGAGGGGGGCCAACCCGCUCUGGCUACUAGAAUUGAAUUGGUUGGCCAGCGAGGAAAAGCGGAAUAAGGUUACUCUGAAGGUGCCGCAUAGUGUCAACUUUGGACGGUGA
Lindgomyces ingoldianus is the source of this 720-nucleotide messenger RNA. RefSeq lists its product as uncharacterized. Bases 1 to 720 code for a protein of 239 amino acids. The transcript is spliced from 13 exons. The record is from RefSeq and is a predicted model, not a curated record. Lineage: Eukaryota; Fungi; Ascomycota; Dothideomycetes; Pleosporales; Lindgomycetaceae.